Vitis riparia (riverbank grape) is the source of this 1576-nucleotide messenger RNA. RefSeq names its product NAC transcription factor 56. Lineage: Eukaryota; Viridiplantae; Streptophyta; Magnoliopsida; Vitales; Vitaceae. The coding region runs from base 133 to 1194 and encodes 353 amino acids. Gene Ontology annotation, molecular function: DNA binding. The transcript is spliced from 3 exons. Gene Ontology annotation, biological process: regulation of DNA-templated transcription; system development. The record is from RefSeq and is a predicted model, not a curated record.
GAUACCCCCAUUUAAAAGAUGGUCUUGCCAACCUCUAUGUAAUAUUGGAGCUGUCUCCAUUGAAAUAAUAUUUUCUCUGAAGCCAAACACAAACACUUUUGAAAUUCAGCAGUUGUGGAGGUGGAUCGAUCAAUGGAGAGCACCGAUUCAUCUUCGGGCUCGCCGCAGCCGCAGCUUCCACCGGGGUUCCGCUUUCACCCCACCGAUGAAGAGUUAGUAGUUCACUAUCUGAAGAAGAAGGCCUCAUCUGCUCCUCUUCCGGUCGCCAUAAUCGCAGAGGUUGAUCUCUAUAAGUUUGAUCCCUGGGAACUCCCUGCGAAGGCUAGUUUUGGAGAACAGGAAUGGUACUUCUUCAGCCCUAGAGACCGGAAGUACCCAAACGGGGCUCGGCCUAAUCGAGCGGCGACUUCUGGUUAUUGGAAGGCGACGGGGACGGACAAGCCGGUGUUGACCUCUGGGGGUACUCAGAAGGUGGGUGUGAAGAAGGCGCUGGUUUUCUAUGGAGGGAAGCCCCCAAAGGGGAUCAAAACCAAUUGGAUCAUGCAUGAGUACAGGCUUGCUGACAACAAGGUUAACACAAAGCCUCCCGGAUGCGAUAUGGGCAACAAGAAGAACUCUUUGCGGCUUGAUGAUUGGGUGCUAUGUCGAAUCUACAAGAAGAACAACACGCAUAGAACGCUGGAUCCUGACAAGGAUGACUCCAUGGACGACAUGCUUGGGCCGGUGCCGAGCUCGAUCUCGAUGGGGCAACAAAGCCUGAAACUGCAGUUCCCAAAGGUCCCAAACUACAGUGCAUUGCUAGAAAAUGAGCAGAGCCUGUUUGAAGGGAUGAUAAACAGCGAUGGUAUCAACAGUUCCGGCACUAUUUCUCAGCUCGCCUGCUCAAGCUCAAAGCCGGAUCACCUCUCCUUGGUUACAGCCACAACAUCAAGCAUCCUCCCUCUGAAGCGAACGCUCCCUUCUCUAUACUGGAACGAUGAUGAUACUGCCGGUCCUUCCACGACAAAGAGGUUCCAAGCCGAAAACACAGAUGGAAACAUUGGUAGAACAUCUGAUGGGAACAAUUCCAUCGCCACUCUGCUCAGCCAGCUUCCGCAGACUCCUUCAUUGCACCAACAGUCAAUGCUGGGGUCUCUUGGCGAAGGCGUUUUCCGGCAACCCUUUCAACUCCCUGGCAUGAAUUGGUAUGCUUAGCUCGGUUGCUGUUACGGAUUGUGAGCAUAACUAUACAUAAUAUUUGAAUCAAAAUCAGAGAUUAUCCCAGGUAGACUAUCACCAGCUAGCCAAUGUUCUAUGCAUAUAUAUACUCCGAUUAUCAUCGAUACAGUUGGUUAGAUAUAGAGUGUAGUUGGUUUGUGUAUUUUGAGUUUUUGAUUGUCAGGGAAGAGCGCUAGGGACUCCAUAAAUGGCCUCAAGUUUCUUCUGAGUACUGUAACAGUUAGCUGCUAAUAUUUUCAGGUGAGGCCAUAGACAUCCUUGGAUAUAUAGUCUUUUAGCAGUAUUUACAUACAUAUUUUGUUCUUCUUGGUGUAGAAAAAUAAAAAAGAUGAAUGAUAUAAUAAAAUUUGCUCUAGAA